This is a messenger RNA of Chelmon rostratus (copperband butterflyfish), 1905 nucleotides long. Its product is annotated as hyaluronidase-5-like. Gene Ontology annotation, molecular function: hyalurononglucosaminidase activity. Lineage: Eukaryota; Metazoa; Chordata; Actinopteri; Chaetodontiformes; Chaetodontidae. The record is from RefSeq and is a predicted model, not a curated record. Bases 312 to 1811 code for a protein of 499 amino acids. The transcript has 4 exons. Gene Ontology annotation, biological process: hyaluronan catabolic process; carbohydrate metabolic process. Gene Ontology annotation, cellular component: acrosomal vesicle.
CGCUCGCUGCAUUCUUUGCGUGUCUGGACAGAGGCCUCAGAUAUGAGCUGCAGUGUGUCCACACAUUGUCCUCAUCGCGGAGCUUCCUCAGAAAUCUUCCUCCAGGCAGGGGGGGGAAGGAGCUCGUCCUCCUGGAACUCAUCAGGAUGUCCCAAUAAAUAACAGAACGCUUCAGGCCUGCAAAUCAUUCUGCUCUGACAAGUUUCCACAAGUGCUCUGUCUAUAAUUGAAGCUCCUGCAACAGCUUAUUUAAAGAGGUGCUGUUUAGACUCCCAGAGGAGAGCGAGGUUAGCGUUUAUGACUUCCAGGUAAUGAUUUCACCACAGUGUGCCGUUUGGAAGGCGGGAAGCUGGACCUCCAGAGCAGAUCACGGUUUCAAAAUGAAUAAAAUCAAACAGCAUUUCGUCAUCUUCAUCGCCAUGUUAGCCCUGCCGUGCACCGUCCAGGCCUUACCGAGGACAGACCCUCCCAUCCUUCCCAGCCACCCCUUCCUGUUCAUGUGGAACGCCCCAACUGAGCUGUGCGACGUCCGCUUCGGCAUGCCGCUCGACCUCUCGUGCUUCCACUUGGUCAGCAGCACGUUGAGAACGGCAACCAACCAGAGCAUCUCCAUAUUCUACACCGACCGCUUCGGCAUCUUCCCCUACGUGGACGAAGACACCGGCGAGAUGUACGACGAGGGCCUGCCGCAGCUGAUAGACCUGCAGGAGCACCACGAGCUAGCCGAGGACGACAUCGAGUACUACAUCCCCGCCGACCAGCCGGGCCUCGCCGUGCUCGACUUUGAGGAGUGGAGGCCGCAGUGGGUCCGAAACUGGGGCAGCAAAGACAUCUAUCGCCAGAUUUCUAUUGAGACGGUCCUGAAGAAGAACGCCUCGUUGUCCGACGAUGAGGCCGAGGACCGAGCGAAGAUCGCGUUCGAGCGUGCGGCCAAGAGGUACUUUCUCCGAUCCAUCCGCAUCGGGAAGAGGCUGAGGGCCAAAAGGCUCUGGGGUUACUACCUGUACCCCGACUGCUACAACUACGACUACAACCAGGACAUGGCGGGUUUCACCGGAGAGUGUCCCGCCAUCGAGAAGGACAGGAACGACGAGCUGCUGUGGCUCUGGAGGGAGUCCACGGCACUCUUUCCAUCCAUCUACCUGGAGCUGGUGCUCAAAGACUCCCGGCAGGCCAGGCUAUAUGUCCGGCAUCGCAUCCAGGAGGCCAUGAGGGUGUCGACGCUCCCCGACAGCUCCUACUCCAUCCCUGUCUACGCCUACAUCCGCCCUGUGUACAAGGACAGCACUGACGACUACAUGUCAGAGUUCGACCUGGUGAACACCAUCGGGGAAGCUGCCGCUCUCGGCGCUGCCGGCGUUGUUUCCUGGGGAGACAUGAACGUCACAGACACAGAGGACUCGUGCUUUGAUGCUCGACACCACCUGGAGCAAAUCAUGAACCCAUACAUCCUGAACGUCUCCACGGCAACGCGACUCUGCAGCGAGGCUCUCUGCCAGGGCCGAGGACGCUGCGUGAGGAAGCGCUGGGACGACGACGUCUUCCUUCACCUGGACUCCAGGCGUUACCGGAUCCAGCGGCAGCGCCGCGGCGGCCCGCUGGCUGUGAGCGGCGGCCUCUCGCAGGAUGACAUCAACUGGUUCGACCGCAGCUUCGACUGCAUGUGCUACAGCGAGGAGCCGUGCAGGUCGGUCCUGACGCUCAACAUCAUCCACGAGGCCGUCGGCACCACGAGGAACCGAGGUGCUGAGAGGCCCGCCGGCGCCCUGCUGGUGAUGAUGCUACUGUGUAUGAAGUACGUUCUGACGUGAACAGAAGGAACACAAACCUGAUACCGGAGAUGCAAAACAUGUGGUUCCAGGCAGUUAAAGGACAAUUCCACUGUUUUUAAAUCUCUUCUUUAGU